AUGUCAAAAAAAAUAAGACCAACAGAUAAAGAACAUUAUAACUUUUCGAAGCAUACAAAUGAAACAAAUAAAUCAAAAAAGCGGAUAAAUAUCUAUCAUGGAUUUAAUGAGAAAUCAAAAAAAAUGGUAACUCGUAUGCAGGGUGUAACGGGACUAUUUGAUAUUUUUACAUUUUAGUUAUACAUGUGAUAAUGUCAAAUAGUUCUAUUACAUUCUAUAUACUUGCCUAAAUAUUAUAUUUAUAACAUAUACCUACUAAAAAACAAAAUUUAUUAAAGUAGCCCAGUCAAUUUACUAUAAGCUACAUUAAGUAGGUACUAGGAACUAACCAUGUAGUUCAUAGUUAUUUUAUAUCUACUUUAUUGUUUAGUUAUUAGUUAAUAAUUUUAAAUAUCCUAUACUUUAUAAUCUAUAAUUCAAUUUCAAUUCAUGUUAUGUGCAUACGCGCAGGGCUAUAGUGGAGGGUAUACGACGUUAUCUUUUCUCAAGAAUUUUCUCAUUAAAUGAGAAAAAUCCUCUCAGAAUCGACUUUUUGUUAGCAAUAGUUUAUCGUUACUUACAAUUAUACAUUCAAUUAUCUAUAACAGUAGCUGCAUACAGCCCCAUUAUCCUAGGGCGUCUUUUUACACUAUUUAGCCAUUAUUCCAGACAUAGAUAACGUACACGCAAUCGAAGUAUGUGUAGAUAACGCACAAUGCAAGUUCUUUAAUUUUUUCACAAAAUAUUUCUAAUUGUAAUAUACUUACUUAUAUUUUAAGAUUAAAAGCUUUACCAAAUGUAAAUUUUCUCAAUAGAUAACAAUUAUUAGUCACUAAUUAGUUCCAUUAAGCCUCCGCCUAUUUUCGAUUAUGAUAUACAGGGUGAUUUAGAUUAAAUAUUGUAUACUAAAAAAAAUCAACAAAAGAAAAAUAAAUAAUCCGGCAAAAAUUCAAUGAUAGCCGAAAAUAUAAAACUCAAUUUUAGUUUUAAGGUUCUGAGUGAAACGAGGAAUGUAACUAUUAGUUUUACAAUGAAGUUUUUUUUUUCUGCAAAUAAAUUUUCUACCAGUAAUUUUGCUUCGAUCUAUAAUGAAAGUACUUUUUUUAAAAAGAAAUCUGAUUGGGAAGGUCAUUUUUUGAUUUCCUAGUGAGUUUUCCCAAUACAUCGGAAAAAACGAGAAAAUAAGCACAAUAUUAAAGAAAAUAUAAAAUGCAUAUGGAAUUAUUUUACCAUAAUAAAACAUAUAUAUUGUUGACGAAGCAAAUCUACUCAGAAUUGUUUUUUAUUAGCAAUGGUUAAUCGUUGCGUACAGAUAUACAUUAAAUUUUCCCUUAACUACCUUCCCAACUUCUCACCUACAACAGUGGUCCCCUCACAUGUGAAGUAUAUCUGUCUUUUUUAGAAUAAACCGCAAUCGACUGUCACUGUUGCUAUUUCGUAACUUCUAAUAAUCAAUGUAAUAAUACAAAUAUAAUUCAUUUGCAUAAUAAAGAUAUGGUCCUAUGGAGUUUUACAAAAUAAUAUAAUUUUAUAUAAAACAAAUAAAAUUAUUAAACUAGAAUACGAGCCAAGGUACAAUUGGCUAGAUAUUAUACAUUUAGAUUAUUAUUCUCCUGUUAUUAGUUAAAAUAAUUUAUUAAUUUUAUAAAUUUUACAGAAAGAAGCAAAGGAAGCUCGAGAAAAUCAUGAAAUAUUUCGAUCAAAUUUAGUGGAUGCAUACUCUAAAUACUUAGAUCCAGAAGAUAAUGUGGAAGCGAAUAAGAAUACAUUUUUGAAAUACUACUUUUUUAUUACUCAAGGCGCUGAAGCUGAUACUAAAUAUUUAACUCCCAUUGAUCCGAGAAUAGUAGAUGGUAUAGUUAGUCGACUGUCCAAGGAGUUCCAAAAAUCACCAUUUUUACUGGAAUUUAAAAAUGAAAUACUUAAUGUAAGUUUGAUGAAUUAAUUAAAAUGGCAAAUUGUAGAUAUAAUUAUUAAUUUUGUGUAUUCAAUGUAGUUAUUAUAGUUAGACAGUAGAUACUAAAAAUUAUUUAUUUAUUUUUUAGUAUUUUUAGCAUUGGUUAACUUGAUCAUGACCAUUACUUCUAUGUAUACACAAUAUUCUUUAAGUAAUAAAGCAUCUUAAACUUUUAACUUAGACUUAUAAUAUUUUUUCUGUCUUAUAGGAAUGUUAUUUGAAGGCAAUGAAAGAGGCUGUUGUGGCAUAUUCGUUGCACGAUGUAAACUCAAAGCAUAAUCUAUUACCGUUUUUAGAUACUUCAUUUCGAAAAGAACUUCGACAAAAUAGUUUACUAUGGAAAAAAUCAAUGGUGCGGGCAACCUCAUUUCUCCGAAAUAACUUACACCAAGCCAAUCCUUUAAUAGCUGAAAUGAUUAAACUCUGGCACAGAGAUUUUGAGUAUGUUUACAACGUUACAUUUUUUAUUUGUUUAGACUCUGAGCGGAGCAAUUUUGUUGAGUGAGUUGUAUUGGUUUUACAACGAUGUUUGUAUUUCUGUGAACAACUUUUCUACCAUAAAUUUUGUUCCAAUUUAUAAUGAUAGCACUUUUUCUAAAAGUAAAUUUGACUGGGGAGGUAUUUAAACGAGGUAAUUUUUUGAUUCUUCCAAGAGUUUUCCCAAUAAAUGGGAUAAAGGGGAAAAUAUUAUCAAAGAAAAUAUAUAAUGUAUACGUAAUUAUUAUAUUAUAAUAUGAUAUAUAUAUAUAUUGUUGACAACAGUGGUGUAUCCACAAUUUUUGUUUUGGAGGCUGAGGGGGUUGAAAAAAUAUAACAAAUACAAUUUUUUUGAAUUUUGUGUGUAUUAUAAUCAUGCAUUAAACAUUUUAUUAGUAUUUUACAUCGCUAAUUAUAUAAAAAUUGAAAUAUUUAUCUUUUUUUAAAAUUAUUAAUGUAUAUUCAUUUUUUGUUUUGAUGUUUUAAUAAGUUCAUCUAUAACAUCGUUGAUAUCCACGUUUAUAUCGCGAUAAAUAUAUUUCAGUAAGGCUAAACCAUUUAAACGUAUUUGUCCUGAAAAAUGUUUAAAAUAUGUUUUCAAACGACGGAGUGUUGAAAACAAUAGUUCUCCCAUGACAGUAGACACUGGAAUUAUUAUGAAUAUUUGAAGAAAAUCAGAUAUUACUAGAGAAACAUCUGGACUAGUUUGGAAGUUUACUUCAACAGCAUUUUUGUUCUUGAGUUCGGAAGAUGUUAAAUUUAAAUAUUUAAUGUACCACAAAUCUAAAUCUUCGUUUAAUAUAUGAUCAUUUAAAUUUGAAUUUUUACAUUCUUCAAUUAUAUCUUGAUAUGUUUCUACUAAUUGUUUGAAUUAAUCUUUAAAAUUUUAUAUUUAAUAUAGCUAACACAUAUAACAUCCGUAUAAUAUUAGAACUUCAAAAAGUUAUGAUAUUGAAACUAUGGUAUUGGACUGACUUAGUUUUUAGUCUGCUCAAUUAUGACUUCACCAUUGUACUUAAAUCGUUAAUAGUUAUACGUAUGAUUAAAACAAAAAAAAUUGAAAAAUUUACAUGGACCGCGAUAGCUAAAUUUAUUCCACAUAAUUUCUUACUCAAACAAUUUUCAUCAAAAUUUGUUAUUAAAAUUCUUUAUAAAAAAAAAAAAUAAAAAAAAAAAUACUACAUUAAGUUAGAAUUUUUUUUUUAUCAAAAAGUAUGAUGUAUAAAGUACCUACUGUUAAAUUUAAAACAUUUCUGUUAUUUUAUCCACUUAGUACCUACCGAAUAAAAAUUACGUAGAAAACUCGCAAAAUUAAAAUGUCUAUAAUUAGCUAAAUAGAGAUCAAUUAAUAUUUGAAAAUUUGACUAUGUCUAAAAAAACCAAAUUUAAGCUUUCUAGCAAAAUUUCUAGUCUUUGUGAAUAUACUAAACUAAAAUACAUUAAACAAAAUUGAAAAUAAUAAAAUAAUUAUUUUCGUAUAUUUUCUUGUACUUUCGGAAUUUUUUUCGGUUUUGCUCAAUUAUAAAAAGUACAAAGAAAAUCAAAAAAUGACUAUUGUUCACCAACUAGAUUAAAAAUUAAAUAAAAAAAAACUCUUGUCAUUUUUGAUUAGAGUACCUAAUAUUUCGAUUGGAGUAAUAUUUCCGGUAGAAAACAUAAGUUGAACAUAUUCAAAUAAUUAAACUGGGACAUUAAGUUGCCGUAAAUAUUAAUUUAGAUUUCUGUUAGAGGAGUUUCCAGCAAAAAAAAAAUAAAAUUCAAAAAUAUACACUAUAGUGAAACCAAUAGAUUCUGAGCGUUUUAAGUACCUUUAUUUAAUUAUUAUUAUUUUGUUAUUUACAUAUAUAAUAUUACAUUAAUUGUAUAAUAGUUAUAGUAAAGUUAUAACCACUAUGUGCAUUGGGUCUUGGCCCGUUUUAUUAAAUAAUUUAUUAUUUGAAUAAAUAUAAUUAUUAAUUAUAGGUAUACUAUUAAUAAUUUAGUUCACCGAGAAAUUUUUAGGUCUUAUUUUAGUAGGUACCUGUUUAUUAUAAUCAUUGUAUUGACAGGCCUACCAAAAUAUUUGACUAUGCUGAAAUGGCAGGCAGAGGUACAAAAAAAUAUGCAUUACCAGAGUAUAUGGGUCACAUACAAAAAUAUAUUGCUGAUGGUAGUAUUUCAAUGCGGAUUAAAUGGUUUGAGAGUGUCAUACAACUAUUUCAACAAGUAAUAAUUAUACCCUACACAUUAGUACUAAUAUUUUAGUAACAAUAAUAUAGUACUCACUUAUAGUAGUAAUUUAUUAUGCUGUUAACUAAAAUUAGAAUAAGAAUUUUAAACAUUUAGUUAUUCAUUUUAUUGUAUUUAACAUCCCAAAUACCUAUUUUAUAAAUGUUUUUGUUUUAGUCUAAAUUCAGUCGUUUCAUUCCCAAAAAAGAUAACACAAAAAAACAAAUAUCAUUUUAUAAUUGUGUGGCAUAUAUUAUGAAAGUUAAAUACCAAGAGUAUGUUUAUAAAAUAAUGGAACAAUUUACACAAAUUAUGUGUAACCCAAAAGUAAAAAAAAAAAAUAUACAUAUAUAUUUUUCAUUUGUUUGUAUAUAAUUCUUUGUUUAUCUACAAUUUUGAUAAUAUUUAAUUUAGACAAAUCCUGGGUUUGUAACAGACUUAAUUUAUAGAAACUCGACAUUACAAUUUUAUCCAAAUUUCAAAAGAAUUCGCGAUUUUAAUAUGUCUAUUUAUGAUCAAAUAAAGGACAUGGUUUUAAAUUUGGAACGUCUCGAACAUAGAUUAUACAAGGAAUAUCCUUAUACUGGAAAAAUUUUAAAGGUAAUCAUUUAUACGUAUUUUACAAAUUUAUGUAGAUAUAGAUAUAGAGGUAGAUAUGUACCUACCUAGUUAUAAUUCUUAAUAAAAUAAAUAAUUCAAUUUUUUAUUAUAGGUCGAUAUAGAUGACACUAUAGUUAGUAAUUAUCGUAAAAAACUAGGUUUUGUUUUGGAUGAUUAUUGGGUAUUGCCUGAAUUAGUUGUACAUGAUUUGGAUGAGCAACUUUAUUUAGUUAAUGGACAAGCUCAAGAUGAAAUUGAACACUUUUUAUCCACAGAACAUUCUAUUGAUGAGUAUAAGGGAUAUGUGGUUAAUUAUCAUAAAAUUGCUUUAGAUAUACCAGUAAAUAUAAGUCCAGAAAUAGUUAUUGGAAUUUUUGAAGUACGUCGGAGUGAUACGAUAACGACAUUAUGCAAGCAAGCAGACAAAUUAAAAAAUAUGAUUAUCAGUCGAAUGACUAACACUUAUUUAGCAAUAGGAAAAAAGUGAUUAAUUUUCGUUUGAGUAAAUCAUAGUUACUUUUAUUUUUAAAUGUUUUUAAAUUGUUUUAGACUAAAUGAAGAAUAUGGGACUAUACAAACAAUAGCUCUUACUCCGCCAGUCAAUACUAGAGAACUAGUGAAUUUAAAAAUAUACAUAGAAGAAGUCAAAAAUGAUGUUAUACCUGAAAUGGAAGAAAGAGUCAAAGUGGUGCUGUCAUAUGAAUUGUUUUUAUCAGAUUACACUCUGCUGACUGGCGUAGAAUUGAAACAAAAUGGAAAAACUUUUCAAUGGGUAGAACUUAUUAACUAUGUAUUUGCAGAAAAUACAAAAAUGAUUGAACAGAAAACAAAACAAUUACAAGAUUUAUUACUAAAUCGUAUUAACAAAUUUAAAAUCGAAUUAGAAAAUUAUCGAGAUCAAGUUGCUGCAUUCAAACAAUUUGGAGAUGUAGAUUUGUUAUCUUUAUAUUUGAAUAAAGCACAAAGUCUGGAUAAUAAGUUAUCAAGUGCUUUAGAUACCAUAGAUGGAUUUAAUGAAGAGGAAAAACAUUUUGGAUGGAAAGAGAGUUCAUACCCUUUAAGAAAAACAGUAAAGUUGCUUUAUUAUUAAUUGUAAAAUAGGUGUUUUGAUAAAAUUGUUUAAUUAAGGUUGCUGAAGCUUUGGCUCCAUAUAAAAAACUUUAUGAUAAUUGUUCCGAGUUUUUGGAAAACUAUGAAAAGUGGAUGAAUGCUAAAAUCGGUACCUAUGAUCCAGUACAGAUCGAACAAGAUGUUAAUAUUUAUUAUCGUAACAUUGUAAAAUUGGAGCGUACUUUUGUGGAUUGUCCAGCUCCUUUAGCGAUUGCUAUAGCAGUAAAUUAAUAUAAUUUCAAGUAUUUUUAAGAAAAUAAACUAUAUUAAUUUAAAAUUAAACAAUUAUAUUUCAUAAGGUGAAGCAGUCUGUUGAAGCAUUUAAAGAACAUAUUUCAGUAGUUUUAACUUUGGGAAAUCUAGGUUUAAAAGAUCGACACUGGGAAAGAAUAUCUGAAAUAAUUGGUUUUCCUUUGCACCCUAAUCAAAAUCUUACAUUAGCAAAAAUUAUGGAUUAUAAUUUGGAUGAAUUUGUAUCGAAAUUUGAAAUAGUUAGUGAUGGUGCAUCAAAAGAAACCGCUUUAGAAAAAAAAUUACAUUCAAUGGAAGAAGAAUGGAAAGAUUUAUACUUCAGUCUUUUACCAUAUAGGUUAACAAUGAUUCAAAUUUAAUGUUAUAUUAUUAGAUAAUACCAUAGUAUUAUGAUAUUUCAUACCUUUAGAGAUUCUGGUACUCACAUAUUGUCAGGUAUAGAUGAUGUACAACUGUUGCUUGAUGACCAUAUAUUAAAAACUACAACAAUGAAAAAUUCACCAUUUAUAAAACCAUUUGAAGAAAAUAUUAGGUAAACACUCGUAAUUACUAAGUAUAAUAUACAAAUUUAAUGUACUUGUUCUACGUAGUAAUUAUUAUUAUAUAAUUGUUGUAACUAGAAAUUGGGAAGGGAAAUUACAACUAUUGAAUGAUAUAUUAGAUUACUGGAUUAAAGUACAAAUCACUUGGAUGUAUUUAGAACCUAUAUUUUCUUCUCCAGAUAUACAAACUCAAAUGCCUGAAGAAUCAAGAAGAUUUAAUGCUGUUGAUAAAGUAUUUUUUUUAAACUUCAAUGUCUUAUGUAUUUCUUGAAUUUUAAUAUUUUAGGUUUGGCGAGAUAUGAUUAAAGAAGCACAAAAAAUAAAAAAAGUUAUAUUAGCUAUCAAUAUUGAUAAACUUUUAGAAAAAUUAAAGAAAAGUAAUAAUUUAUUGGAAUUGAUUCAAAAAGGCCUUAAUGAUUAUCUAGAAAAGAAACGACUGUAUUUUUCAAGAUUUUUUUUUUUGUCUAAUAAUGAACUACUUGAAAUUUUAUCAGAAACUAAAGAUCCUACGAGAGUACAGCCCCAUUUGAAAAAGUGUUUUGAAGGAAUUUCUAAAUUAAAAUUUACUGAAAAUUUAGAUGUGGUUUGUAUGAUGUCUAAUGAAGAAGAAAUUGUAGAUUUAUCAGUAAUUGUGGAUACAAUGAAAGCUAGAGGACAAGUGGAGAAAUGGCUUGUAGAUUUAGAAAUAUCCAUGAAAUUGACAAUACGUGAGAUAAUAAAAAAAUCGUUAAUUGCUUAUACCAAUUAUGAAAGACAAGAAUGGGUUAUUCAAUGGCCUGGACAAGCUAUUCUGGCUGUUUCUUGUACACAUUGGACAGCUGAAGUUACAAAAGCUAUUUUAAAUUAUCCUCGAGGUUUACCUCGAUAUUUAAAUAAAUGUAAUUAUCAAAUAGACAAAAUUGUUAAUUUAAUUCAAGGCAUUUUACCUCAUCAGAUCCGGUUAACUUUAGGUUAGAUUAAAAUGAAAAUAGAAAACUUGACUGAAUUAUUUACAUAAUAUUAAAUUUUUUUUUUACAGGGGUUUUAAUUUUACUGGAUGUACAUGCUAAAGAUGCUGUUGAAGAUAUGACAAGAAAAGAAGUUCGUAAAAUUAACGACUUUAAUUGGCUUUGUCAGUUGCGAUAUUAUUGGAGAGUAAUGACUAUGGUAUAUUAGUUGAUUAAAUAUAAAAUUACUAACCAAUAAUAUUUUUAUAGGAAGAAAAUUUAGAUGCAAUUAUGAUAAAUGCUUCUUUAAGAUAUGGUUAUGAAUAUCUUGGCAAUUCACCAAGACUUGUAAUUACGCCUCUUACUGACCGUUGUUAUCGUACUUUAUUUUGUGCUUUACAACUAAAUCUGGGUGGUGCAACAGAAGGACCAGCUGGUACUGGUAAAACAGAAACAAUUAAGGACUUAGCAAAAGCUGUUUCUAAAAAAUGUAUCGUAUUCAAUUGUUCUAAUAGCAUGGAUUACAUUGGUUUGGGAAAACUGUUUAAAGUAAUGAUACAGAAGUAGAAAAUAAAUAAUUUUUUAUAAUGAUUUUUUUUAUUACAAGGGUUUAUUAUGUUGUGGUGCCUGGGCAUGUUUUGAUGAAUUCAAUCGUAUUAGUUUAGAGGUAUUAUCAGUUGUUGCUCAACAAAUAUUAACCAUUCAACGAAGUAUACAAGCAAGACUAACUAAAGUGCAUUUUGAAGGUUCUUCUUUAACGUUAGAUAAGACUUGUGCUGUAUUUAUUACUAUGAAUCCUGGAUAUGCUGGACGUUCAGAAUUACCUGAUAACUUAAAAGUACCUAGUUUAAAGAACAUAUAGAAUGUCUUACUAUGUCCUACAAUUGGUUAUAUCUCUGUUGAUACUCAAUUUUUUUUCAAUUUAAUUGUCUUUUAGGGGGGGGGGGAUAUUUAGUACAAAUUAAUUUUUGUUUAUCACCCCUUAAUCACUAGAAAAAUAUUACUUUUUAUCCGUUCACUUUGCAAACAUUUUCAAAAUAGUCUAUUUGUAAUAAAUAUUCUACAAACAAUUUUAAUUUAACAUAUAUGCAUAAUUCAUAUCCAAUGAAUAAUAGCAUUGCUUUUAUAUUAAAAAAUCAAUGGUAAUAAACCAUGAAAAAUUGCGUUCAAUAUACUACCACAUUAUGUGAUAGGGAAUCACUUUUGUAAUAAAAUUGAUAAAACUAAUUAUUUUUUUCAAUAGGUGGGUUUUAUUGUGUCUUUGCGUAAUAUAGUAGCACUAAUUAUAGAAUAGACUAUUCUAUAAUUAAUAGUAUAGUAGCUACCUAUUACAAAUGAUUUAUUGUGUUAGAAAUUGAAAAUGUAAAACGGCUAUUACGAAAGUAUUGAUUGGAUAUGAAUCUAUAGUCGGUAGUAGAUUUUUAGAAUAAUAUCUUUUACAAAAUGACUAUUUUGAAAAUUUUAAAAAUUUAACUAAUAAAGUUAUUUAUUUUAAUGAUUAGGGAGUGAAAAUAAAAAUUUUAAUUUUCUCUUUAUAUGUGUCCUCACAUAAAAUGUAAUUGAAAAAAUAAUUAAAUAUUAUUAGAGAUAUAAAAAUACAUUAAAUACAGUGAGACAAAAUCUUUAUAAAUAUAAACUUAUGUAAAAUAUACCAUGAUGACAUUUGUAUUAUUAAAAAAAAUUAUCAUUCAAUUUAAAGUAUUGUAUGUGUUAUACCUAGGCAUUGUUUCGUCCAUUAGCAAUGAUGGUUCCAGACUAUACAAUUAUUUCUGAAAUAGUUUUAUUCUCCCAAGGUUUUAAAUUAGCACAGUCAUUAUCUGUAAAAUUAGUGACAUGUUAUAAACUAUGUUCUGAACAACUCUCAUCGCAGAAUCAUUAUGACUUUGGUUAGUUAUAGGUUAAUAAAUGUAUUACUUUUUAUUUUUACUUUAUUUAUAAAUACAUAAUCAUAGGAAUGAGAGCUGUGAAAACUGUUUUAACUGUGGCUGGUAAAUUAAAAUUAAAGUAUCCAGAAGAAGAUGAAAACAAUAUUGUUUUGAGGUCUAUUAAAGACGUAAAUUUCCCGAAAUUUCUUGAACAUGAUAUACCAUUAUUUGAAGUAAAAAUUAAAAAACAAUUAUAGUUAAUUAUAAAGAAUUUAAUAAAAUUGUGCACAUCUACUUACUAUUUUCAGGGUUUAAUGUUUGAUUUAUUUCCUGGGAUUGUGUUACCACAAUCCAAUUAUUCUAUUUUGAAUACAAGUAUUGAAGAAUCGUGUAAAAAAUUAAAUCUUCAAUGUACACCUUACUUUUUGGAAAAAAUUCAACAAAUUUAUGAAAUUAUGAUGGUUAGACAUGGUUUUAUGAUAGUUGGAUUGCCAUCCAGCGGUAAAACAUCAGCAUAUAAAACACUUGCGAAUGCAUUAUCAAUAAUUGAAGAAAAGGUAGGUUUAGAGAUUCAUUAAUUUUUUACUAUCUACCUAUCUAUAUAUAUAUAAAAAAGCCAAAAACCACUCACUCAAUGAUCUCCAUAUCUUAAAAACUAUACAACCAAUGAACUUAAAAUUUGGAAAAGAGGUUCCUCUAAUAAUCUAAAUGGGCAAUAAGAAAGGAUUUAAACAAAUAUUGCGUUUAAGUGAAUUAGUUAAUAUCAAUAAUUUAUCGCCAAACUCCAAUACGUAUUAACAAUCGAGUUGUUGAAUUUUAAAAUAAUUUAAAAAAUUAAUUUCAUACAAUAAACAAUAAAUUUGAUUUAAGUAUUUAUAAGAAACCUACACAAACUGAUGCUAUAAUACCACAUAAUUCUAAUCACCCUUAUUUUCAAAAAAAUAUAAUUUUAUAAUUUAAUAUUCUAUAUAAGCUUGAAUAUAUUUCAUUAAAUAAACAUAAUUAUCAACACGAGCUCAAUAUUAAUGUUAGGUAUGCCAUACCUAAUACAGGAGUUCCCCCUUAUACGCCAAAAAUGUAUAUUUUGUUACUCAAUUUAUCAAAUAAAUAAAUGUAACCAUUUUCAAUUAAAAUAUUUUUAUCUCGAUUUCUUUUUAAUAAUGCCAUAUACUAGACAAUUAAUAAAUUAUUAUUUUUUUUGAUAUUAAGCCCGGAUUAACACUAUCGUAGUCCUUAGGCACUAAUAAGCAAAAAAAAGAUUAUCAAUAAGUUGUUAGUUUUGACACUUAGCUAAUAAGAAAGAAAAUAAGUUAUCAAAAUUUUUUUUGUAGGUCCUAGGCUAUCUAGGGCUAACUUUUAUAAAUUUCUAUAUGAUAACAAUUUUAACAAAUCUUAAAAUAAUUAAUUUUCAAAAAUUAUAAAAAAUAACUUCUUUUAUACCAUUUUGCAUAUUUCUAUAUUCCUCCCCGCCAGUGAUAGCUCGAUGUAUUUUUACCUUGAAUCACUGAUUUAAGUUUCCAUUUACCCACCACAACCAGAUAAAUACCACCAUCCAAAAUGUUACUGCAAAUGUAUUUAUAACCGUUUUUAUUAUUUUAAUCAUUUUUAAACAAUUAUUGUUGUCAUGGAAACGCACAAUGUUUAAACUUUAAAUUUUACUAUAAUAAGACAUAAUAACAUAUGAAAAAACAUAUCCGCUUCUAAGCGGAGUUCAGUUGAAUGUGAGAGUGAAGUGAUGCUUUUUCAAUAAUAUAUGUGUGACAUCAUGGUACCUACAAUAAAGUGACUUUGCUAAAUGAAACCUAUCAAAAACUUUAUUUAUGGUUAAAAUAAAAUUUUAUUUAAUUUUAAUUUUAAUAAUUGCCAUUCAAAAAUAUUUUUAGUUUAACUAUUACAUUUCUUUUUAUAAUUUUUUUUUUUUUUUUUAUUUAGAAAUUAAUGGACGAACAUAAAGUAGAAAUUAUAGUUAUAAAUCCAAAGUCAAUAACUUUGGAUCAAUUAUACGGUAAAUUUGAUAUGGUGACACAUGAAUGGUAUGAUGGUAUUUUAGCCCUGGGAUUCAGACAAUUUGCUUUGUCUGAAAAUUUGAAUAGAAAAUGGAUUUUAUUUGAUGGACCUAUUGAUGCCAUAUGGAUUGAAAGUAUGAAUACAGUACUUGAUGAUAAUAAAAAACUUUGUUUGACAUCUGGAGAAAUAAUUCAACUUGCUAACACAACUAAUUUGAUAUUCGAAACAAUGGAUUUAGAUGUUGCUUCUCCAGCAACAGUAAACAUUUUUUCAAUUAUUAUUAUUUGUUACCUAACUAUUUCAAAUAACAUUUAUGAUGAUAUAAUUUGUUUAAAGGUAUCUAGAUGUGGAAUAAUUCAUAUGGAACCAGUUUCAUUAGGUUGGGAAUGUUUAGUACAAUCCUGGAUUAAAAAUCUAUCAAUAUAUAUAACUUCUCAUUACAAACAAAUGUUACAAUCACUUAUUUUGAGAUUUAGUCACCUAAUAUUAUACUUUUUAAGACAAUGCAAUAUUACAGUAAUACUUAUCAAAUAGAUGGGUACCCACCUAAUUAUAAACUGUCUUUAUACUAUGAUUUUUGUUUUAGGAAAUUUUUACUUCCAGUAACUCUAAUCUCAUUAGAUCAUUAACAAAUAUUUGUGAUACAUUUAUGGAUCCAUAUAGUAACCAAGAUUACAUGAAAACUAUUUCACAAUCUGAUUUUCGAAGUCAACUUGAAGUAAUUUGAAAUUGGAAUAAAAAAAUGUGUAGUUUGAUUCUAUUAAAAUAUAUGUAUUUUUUAGGGUAUUUUUUUCUUUUCUUGUAUUUGGUCAACAGGGGCUACUCUUGAUGCAGAUAGUCGAGUAAAAUUCAACAUUUUAUUUCGUGCAUUAUUAGAAAAAAAAUUCCCCAAAAAAGUUGUUCAAACUUUUAAAUUACCAAUUGAAAUGUGUUCUUCACCAAAAAAGCCUUAUACAAAUUCGCCACCAAUAGAAUAUUCAGUAUUCGAUUACAGGUAUAUUAUAGAGGGACAGGGUAAAGGAGAAUGGAAAUUGUGGUCAGAUUAUGUGACAGAAGCACCGACAAUACCUCAAGGUAUACCUUUUAAUGAAAUUAUAGUGCCAACAGUUGAUCUAAUAAGACAUCAGGUACUUAUGUCUAAGCUGAUUACUCAUAAUAAACCAAUGAUGGCAGUGGGAAAAACUGGAACAGGAAAAUCAAUUUAUACUUUGGUAAAAAUAUAUAUAAUUUAUAAAUUAUAUAUUUACAUAGAUAUAUAAAAAUAAGAAAUAAUGUAUUUAAUUUCAGAAUUAUUUGUUCACAAAAAUCGAUAAAACUAUAAAUCAAUCAUCAUUUAUGAACUUUUCUGCGCAUACUUCAGCUAAUUUAACACAAGAUAUAAUUAUGAAUAAACUUAUCAAAAGAAGACGUGGGAUAUUUGGUCCACCUGUUGGUACAAAAUGUAUUAUUUUUAUCGAUGAUAUUAGCAUGCCUCAAAAAGAGUAUUAUGGUGCUCAACCUCCUAUCGAACUUUUACGGCAAUUCUUAGAUAAUUUUCCAUGGUAUGAUUCUAAAGAUCUUGUGACAAUGUCUAUCCAAGAUGUGUUAUUACUUUGUGCUAUGGGUCCACCAUCAGUAGGAAAUUCAGUUUCACCUAGAUUUAGUCGUCAUUUUAAUAUUGUAAUUAUCAAUGAGUUUGAUGAAACAACAAUGGUAUCAAUAUUUAGUAAAAUAUUAUUAUGGCAUUUAGAUACAAGGUUUGAAUGAAUAAUAUCUAUUUUACAUAAAAAAAAAAAUGUUUGUGAUAUGUGUAAUAUUUAUGUAGAGGUUUUAGCAGAGAAUUUGAUUCAUGCAUGCAUCAAUUAGUUAACUCAACAAUGGAACUUCAUAAACGGAGUUUAAGUUAUCUUCUUCCGACGCCUAUUAAAUCACAUUAUUUAUUCAAUUUAAGAGAUUUUUCAAAAGUUAUACAGGUACAACAUUUUUAUAAGUUAAGUAUCAAUAAAUAAAUAAUAAAAAAUGGUUUCAAAAAUUUAAAAAAUAAGUAUUUAGUAUAAAUAUUAUUUUAAGGGAGUAAUGUUUUCUGUACCUGAAACUAUUGAAGAUGCUAUUGCUAUGAAAAGACUAUGGAUUCACGAAGUUCUUAGGGUAUACUAUGAUCGGUUAGUGAAUGACUCUGAUCGGACAUGGUUUUUAGGUAACCUUCAUUUAGUAUGUAAAGAGUUUCUAAAUGAGAACUUGAAUGACAUAUUGAUUCAUUUAACUAGCGGGCAAUGUGAAACUGUAAUUUUUUUUAUAAUUUAUUAUAAUAUAUAAGAUCUUAAAAUAAAACACUACCCAUUAAUAGAUUGGUCAAAAUGAGUUACGACAGUUAAUUUAUUGUGAUUUUUCCAAUCCUAAAGCGGACACAAGAAAUUAUAUGGAAGUACUUAAUUUAAAUAAUCUUCGAUUGAUUGUUGAAGGAUAUUUAAAUGAAUUUAAUAACAUGAGCAAAAAACCAAUGCACUUAGUUUUAUUUAAAUUUGCUAUUGAACAUCUUUCAAGAAUUUGUCGAAUUCUUAAGCAACCUCGAGGACAUGCUUUACUAAUUGGUUUGGUUGGAUCAGGACGAGAAUCAUUAGCAAGACUGGCUGCUCACAUAUCAGAAUAUGACUUAUUUCAGGUAUAUUUGAUAAAAUGUUCUAUUUUUAUUUUUUUCAAUUUUCAAUUAAUUUAGGUAACAAUGACUCGACUGUAUGGAAUAAAUGAAUGGCAUGAAGAUUUAAAAUGUAUACUUAGCCGUGCAGUAACAUCUCUCGACCAGCAUGUUGUAUUUUUAUUUGACGACUCUGAAGUAGAAAUAUGAAUAACAAAUAUUAAAAUUUUGUAAUUUAGAUACCAACACUUUAUUUUUUUUAAUGUACAGAUUAAAAAUGAAAGAAUGAUAGAAGACAUAAAUAAUUUAUUAAAUUCAGGGGAAGUACCAAAUUUAUAUGCUAUUGAUGAAAAGAUAGAAUUGUGUGAUAAAAUUCGUAUAAUAGAUAAACAGCGUGACAAAUCUUUACAAGUAUAACAUACUAUAUAAUAUUAUAAUAUACCUUCAAAUUCAAUUUUUUUUCAAAUUGGGUGUCCUUCAAUAUGUUAUCUACCACCACUUUUUCGGUUCAGCAAGUUAUCUACCAUAUAUAACACGUAUUUUUAAAAUUUUAAAUUCAAUAGGUAAUACAAAAUAGUAUUAACAAAAGAUAUUUAGUAUUAUAUACAUACAUAUAUAUUUUAGAUUCGGAGUGUAGCAAGGGAUGUCAUAUGUAUUUUUUUUAUAUUGUAUACAAAAUUAAUACCAGAAAUCUUGUUUCAAUGUAUUAAAUGUAACAUCUUUUUUGAAAGAAAAUUUUUAGAUUUUCCAAGUAGUUUUCCUAAUAAAUGGGAAAAUUUACGAAAUUUAUUAUUUUUAAGUCGUAAAUAUUACGGCCUUUCAAACCAUAUUUAACCGAACUCAGCUCAGAAUCGCGUUAAUUUUUGCGUACAGAUGUACAAGAAAUUUCUCCUCUAUCUUCUCAAUUAUAAGAGUGGCUCACUCAUCACACGAAAAAAGUGCAUUUGUUGUUUUUUUUAAAUUUGUUUUACAAUGGAAAAAGCAGUUCUCUACACAAAUUCCAUUUCAGACAUCUGGGUCAAAAAUUUGUUGGGAAGCGAGACUGUUGAUGAUAGGCUAGGUGAAGAAUUUGUUAUGAGUUUUUUUUGUAGGUUUGAGUUGAGCACUAUAUAUAGUUUGCUUUAUGUCGGAACGCAUAGGUCGUGAUGUAAAGAAGCGUUUACGAUAUACCAAGGGACUGACGUAAUUUGUCUCAGGCACAUUGAUUGGAAGACUUGAACAGUUUUUGUAUUAGAAGGUUUUGUCGAGCCCCACAGUUAAAUACCAUAGUACCACGUGGGUUUCAGAAGUAUCAUGUGAUCCAUUAAAGUAGAUAUGCUCAUUAUCUCGGAAAGUAUUAACCUUUUCCGGAAUUAGUUUUCUAGAAUAUUUAAAAAAUAAGCUACAAUUUUAUAUCUAUACUAUUUUUUGUCGCCCUCAUUUUUGGGGGUAAAACCACUUCCUACUUUUGAUUUUUAAAUGGCAACCUAUAUUAAAAAUUCCAUACAUAGAUGGAGUAUUAGUUAAAAUCAAUUUUAGUGUUGUCAUUUUUGACUUCCGUCAAUCAGUUGACGAAAUAUUCCACUUUUAAUUAUGCCCCGUGUGUUAAUAAUGCACCACUACUCUCCUCCAACUCAAAUUUAAAAGUGGAAUAUCUCGUCAAUGGUCUUAAAUGGAUCACUCAGUACAAUGUAUAUCAUGCGUUUUGUUUUAAGAGAGAGUUUAGAGUGAAGUAAGAGUAUGAAUGAGUGAAGACGGCAAGACGCUAAUUUAGAACUUUGAGCAUGGUGCGUAAGUGAAACGUUUGUUAAAUAUUAAGGCAAGGUAUUUCGUUUGAGAAGAGGUUAGAAUUGGUGUCAUAAAUAAAGGUGGGCACUCCCAGAUACGAUUUGUUUUCGAGCGCCGAAGAAAUAUAAUCAAUGACUCUGUGCAGCUGAUGGAUUGUUGAGUGCCUAGCUUUAAAAUCAAAUUGGAAAUCAGGUAUAAUCUUAUUAUCAUUGGCAAUUUUCACUAUUAUUUGUGAUAGGAAACUAUAUUAUAUUAUCGUAUUUUAUUUUUUUAUUUUUCAAAAAAAUGAUAUACGUGAACAUUUUAAAAAUGAAUUGUCUUUUAUGUAUUAGUAUUAAAAAAAAUUAUUCUGUUAUUAUGUUAUCUUGUUAGUAAAAUUUAUUGAUGCCUUAAAUUAAUGAAUACCUAUACAUAUAGGUAUUAACCCAGAGACAAAGUCUGUAUAAAAAACUAUAACGUGGACCAAAAAAUUGUCCAUAUCAGUGGCACCGAAUUAGUUUUUAGUAGGUGAUGCAAACACAUAUUUUAACCUCUUACCCACCCCUACCUAGAAAAAAAUUAUUUUCAAUUAUUCCAAAGUUAAAAUUUCUGCGAUACUUUGGCACAAUGGGCAACGACAAAAACACGUUGAAAUAAAUACACAGUCCUAAUUUUCAUACAUUACACUUUUUAUGAAGUUAAUGUAAUUACUAAUUGUAUCUAUUAUAGGUAGUCAUAGUUUUAUUUAUUUGCAUAAUAUAUUUAAUAUAUCUUUGUGUCUACAAUUACUAUUUACUUAUUGACCUUUAAUGGUCAAAGUAUUAUCAUGUUCAUAUUAAGUUAGGUAUUUACUAUUUGAUACCUACUGGCUACCAAUAAGUGCCAGUUUUUCAAACUUAUAUAACUCCAGUACCCACACUCAAUUUGCCCAAUCCAAACAUACCACUUUAAGUACGUAUUCGGCGCCACUGGUUCGUAUACGGCGUUUAUUUUGCAAAAAUCAAUAAUUGUACUAGAUCUGAACCAUACACCCAAUGGUAAAUACAUACCUUGUACACCCUUUUUUAGGUUGAGCAUAAAACUAAUAUUUAUAAUAGGUAUCUGUUGUCCAAUUUUCAUGGCAUUAUAUUUUAUGAUUUCAAAGUUUGAUGAUGCCUUUUCUAUGUUCCAAGAGGUUUUCUUUUAUUUUAACCUGAGGUUAGGGAUAUUACUCAACAUUUGAUUUAACAAUGACAUGUUAAAUUGUUCGGCCUUGUUAAUAGUUCUAAGUAGUCUUUCCAGUGCAAAAAUGAUGACAAAAUAUUGGUUAAGACUGGUAACCAUUUCACGAGCUAGUAUCUCACUAACAGCUAUUAAGCAAAAACAACCCACUAGCAUAAUUAAAACCAUCAACUAAGUACUGAUACCUAGCAAAACGUGUACCUAUAUUUACAUAUUUUAAAAACCCUCUGAAAACAAUAUUGUUUUUAACUUUGCCAAACAAACAUUUUUUUUCGGUAAAAAGCAUAUGGAAUCAAAAAUAGAAUAGCUGCGGUAUAUAUUGUCACAGCGGUAGAUAACAUAUUGAACCACAGGUUCUUAAUUUCCAAAUUGUUUAUAUUUUUUGUUUAUUUAAAAAAAAAAUAUAAAAUUAUUUUUACUAUAUGUUAAAUAGACUGAUGGUAGCAUGAUAGCUAUUUUUAACUAUUUUAUUCAAAUUAUAAAGGAACAACUCCAUAUUAUACUAACAUUCAGUCCAAUAGAAAAUAAUUUUCGAACAAGAAUAAGACAAUUUCGAUCGUUAGUUCAAGGUUGUACAAUUGAUUGGUUUCAGGUAAAGAUAUAUUAUUCCUAUACUAUGAACUUUUAAUAUAGAUAGUGACGUAGUGUAUUUUUUUGUUUUUGAAACAAAACAUUUGAAGUAUUAGGUAUAAUUGAUUCAAAUUGUAUUAACACAAGUAUUUCACUUAGUAUAAUAAUAGAAAUAUGAUUAAUAUUACAAAACUAUAGGUAGAUAAUUUAGAAAGAACAGAAAGUCGCUUUUAGAUUUCCUGUUAGUUGCAUUUUAUUUCAUUUAAUGAAUUUAAUUUCAAUGAAUUAUAAUACUAGUAUAAAUUGUGAUUGUUACAUUAAUAUAUUUGUCUUCAGAAUUGGCCAGCAGAUGCAUUGUUGGCUGUUGCAACUCACUUUUUGGAUGCAAUUGAUUUAACUGAACCUGAGCGUAAAGUUUGCGUUAAAAUGUGUCAAAAGUUUCAUAUGUCAAUUCAGGUUUUAUCUAUUGAAUUCGAAAUUAGACUACAGCGUAAAACUUAUGUUACAUCAGUGUCUUAUUUAGAACUAAUGUCUACUUUUAAAGAUUUAUUGGACAAAAAAAGACAGUAAAUUAAUUAACUAAAUUAAUUUUAGAUUUAAUAUAUUAACAAUGAUAUUAUUUCAAUAGGGAAAUACUUAUGGCAAAACGUCGUUAUGAAGUAGGCUUGGAAAAAUUACAAACUGCUACUGAUGAUAUAUUAAUUAUGCAAGAGGAAUUAAAAGAUUUGCAACCAAAAAUCAUGGUAGCUACAGGAGAAGUUAAAAAUAUAAUGCAGCAAGUUGAAAAAAAAAAUCAAGAAAUUUCUAAAAUAAAGCAACUUAUUAAAAAAGAUGAAGAAAAAGUACAUGAAACGGCAGAGGAAUCACAAAAAAUUAAAUAUGAGUGUGAUUUUCAUAUGGAAGCAGCAAGACCUGCAUUAAAUGCUGCUUUAGCGGCAUUAAAUACAUUAACACCUAAUGAUAUAACUAAUUUAAAAUCUAUGAAAAAUCCCCCAAAACCUGUAAAAUUAGUCAUGGAAGCUGUUUGUGUUAUAAAAGAUGCAAAACCAGAAAAAAUCUUGGAUUCAGUUACUGGGAAAACUACAGAAGACUAUUGGCCAGUGUCAAAAAAAAUACUUAACGAUAUAAAAUUUUUAGAGCACUUAAUAAGUUUUGAUAAGGAUAAUAUCUCGCCAAAAAUAAUGAAAGUUAUAAAUGAAAAAUAUUUAUCUAAUCCUGAAUUCGAUCCAGAAAAAAUAAAAAAUGCUUCAAUAGUUGCCCAAGGUUUAUGUAAAUGGGUAAUCGCUAUAUCAAGUUAUGAUGUGGUAGCAAAAGAAAUUGGACCAAAAAAAUUAGCACUUGUUGAAGCUGAGACAAUAUAUAAUAAAGCUAUGGUUACACUAAAUGAAAAGCGUGAACAAUUAGUUGAAGUUGAAAAAACAAUGAAUGCUGUUCAAGACGAUCUUGAAGAAAGUGAACGUAAAAUGAAAGCAUUUCAGGAUGAAUCUAAUGCUGUUCAAACGAAACUUCAGCGAGCUGAAGAUUUGAUUGGAGGAUUAUGUGUUGAAAAACAACGUUGGGAACACAUGACAAUACACCUUGGAAAGUUGUAUUUAAAUCUUACAGGUUCACAAGAUAGUAUUAAAUACUAAUACAACCAUUUUUGUCGGAAAGUAUUACAACAAAACUUGUUUUUAGGAGAUAUAUUAUUGAGUUCUGGUAUAAUUGCAUAUUUGGGUCCGUUUACUAUGGAUUUUCGAAAUAAACAAAUAAAACUUUGGAUUCAAGAUAUUAUUAAUAAUGACUUAAUUUGUACUAAACAUUUUCAACUAAGUACAGUAUUAGGAAACUCCAUAGAUAUCAGAGCAUGGAAUAUAGCUGGAUUACCCACUGAUUCUUUUUCAACGGAUAAUGGAAUUAUCGUAGUGUAAGUUGUUUUAUUAUAAGAAUAAAUUAUAAGUAAAAUAUAAUAUAUUUAUUUUAUAUUAUAUAAAAUAAAAUCAUUAAUAUAAUGUUUUUACUGUAGAAAUGCUAGGCGAUCAGCUCUUAUGAUUGAUCCCCAAAACCAAGCGAAUAAAUGGAUAAAAAAUAUGGAGAUGGAUAACUCAUUAAGUAUUAUACGUUUCACUACACCUAAUUAUAUAAAAGUAUUGGAACAUGCUAUUUCUAAUGGACAACCAGUAAUGAAAUAUACCAUCAUAAUAUAACGACAAUUAUUUUAUAAAUGACUUAUGUAGGUUGUAUAAAUCAUUUAUUCCAGGUAUUGUUAGAAAACAUUUACGAAGAAUUAGACCCACUGUUGGAUCCCUUGUUAUUAAAUCAAAUAUUUAUAAGUGGAGGUACAUAUUGUUUAAAGUUAGGAGAUACAAUAAUUGAAUACAAUAAUCGGUUCAGGUGAUAAUAUAAAACUAAUGUACUUAUUUUAUUAUAAAUCAUAAUAAUGAGGGUAAUUUAAUUUCAUUAAAAUUUAGGCUUUAUAUUACUACCAAACUUAAAAAUCCUCAUUAUUUGCCUGAUAUAGCAGUUAAAGUAGUUAUUUUAAACUUUGUGUUAACUCCAGAUGGGUUUGAAAAUCAACUAUUAAAUGUUGUUGUUACUAAAGAUCGAUUAGAUUUAGAAACAGAAAAAAAUCAGCUAAUACUACAAGGAGCUGAAAAUGCUAGGUAACCAAUAUGAGAAUUUUAAUUAUCCAUAUAUAGGUAAUUUAAUUACAUAGUAAAUAUUUUAUAUGCAGAUCUUUAAAAGAUAUUGAAGAUAACAUUUUGCAAGUUUUAAGUUCUUCUGAGGGUAAUAUUUUAGAAGAUGAAGAAGCAGUAAACAUAUUAAGUUCAUCCAUAAUGCUGGCCAAUGAAAGUAAUGUUAAACAAACUGAAGCUAAGAUUACUGAACAAACUAUUGACAAAACUAGACAUCAAUAUCGGAGUGUUGCUAUUUAUUGCGCUAAACUAUUUUCUAUAAUUGAUUCAUUGACCAACAUUAAUCCAAUGUAUCAAUAUUCAUUAACAUGGUUUGUAAAUUUAUUUGUGAAAGCUGUAGAAAAUAGUCCCAAACGUGAUAAAAUUGAGGAACGUACAGAAGCACUUAAUAAGUACUUUACUUAUUCCUUGUAUGUCAAUAUUUGCAGAAGUUUACUUGAAAAAGUUAUUAUUAAUUAUUUAUAAUUUUAAAAUUGAUGUGUAUUUAAAUAACUCUAUUGAUUGUUGUAGGAUAAGUUACUGUUUUCAUUAAUCAUAGUUGUCAUGCAAUCUAAAGAAAUCAGUCCAGAAGAGUGGCUAUUUUUUUUGACAGGUGGAAAUAGUUUACAUAAUACUAAUACAAUAAAAAAUAACAUUAGUUGGUUACAAGAUAAAAGUUGGGAUGAACUUUGCAGACUUGAAAACCUAACAAAAUUUAAAGUACCUAGUAUAUUUUACUUUAGUUAGCAUGUAUGUCUAGUAUAUAAUAAUUAGGGCACAUUGCAUUUGCAACUUUUAUUCUAUUUCUCCAAUUCAUUGCUAAGUAGGUAAGUUUUAACUGCUUUGUGUGUACACAUUUUUUGAAAAAAAAAAAAAAAAAAUCUAAAACUCUAAAAAUUUUAAAAGCAAUAUUUUGCAAUUUUUCCAAUUUUGUUGACUACCUCAUUUAUGUAAAACAAUUUUAACUAUUUUUUAAUUUUUUCACGUAAUUUUAUUUUUCUUAUACUUGUUAAACGGUUUUAUAAAAAUUCCAUGGAAUAAAAUUAUUAAAUUGCUUUGAGCCUAAAUUACAUGAUGUACCUAUUGAUGUACAUGAUUGGUAUAUUGUUUCAAUAACUUUUUGAAUAUUUUCCGUUAACAUUAUUUUAUGUAUACCGUGGAAACGGAAAUUUAAUUAUUUUUAAAAUCGUCAUACUGCGAUUAUCAUAUUCGUCGUUUACACAAUGCGUAUAGAUAAGAUUAUAUUUACAUAAAAAUAAUUUGUGAAACGUUUACAAUCUGUUCUUCAGUCAUUCAGUAAUUUUCGUGUUUUUUUCGAUACAAUUUUUAAUUUUUUAAGCGUAUUUUUUAAUGCAAUAUUUCAUUCAAUUUUACUAUUUUUUGAUUUCGACAUACGUGUCCUAAUAAUAAAGUACCUAAUAUUUGUCUAUAUGUAUAUAUAUAUUAGGAUUAGGUGUAGUUCUUAUUAUUCCAAUAUUGAAAUUUGUUCGGUCUAUCCCUCCAAAUUAGUUCCAAUAUGCAUAAAAAUAUCGUAUACAUAAUUUCAAGUCAAUUGGUUAAACCCGUGCUCCAAAACUCUCAAAAUUCAAAAAUAGGUUUUCUUUAAAACAUCGUUCUUCUUUCUUUCAUUUUUUGGUUAAUACAUCGUUAUGAUCAGUUUAUAUAAUAAACAUUAUACAAUAUAUAUUAAACUUAAAGAUUUAGGUAUUCCUAAUAUUAUAUAGGUAAUGCAGUGAUAACAUUUCAGUUUUUGAAGGAAGGGAGCAAAAGAUUUGACUGGCCCAUAAUAAAAUUGAAAAAAUCCGCUCGCAAAUUCAUCCGUCACAAUUACAUUUUAUCUCAAUACAAAUAUCCUUAUUACAUCAUUUUAUACUUAUUAUUAUAGGCAUGAAUAACCUAUUUUUUCGAGGGACAACAAUGAUUAAAUAAUAAAUAUAAAUGUAGAGGAAUACUUAAAUAGAUUACCUAUUAGUUAUUAUAUGAAAAUUUAUUUAAUUUAAGGUGAAUUAUUUUACCUUAAUUUAUGCUCUAUUUGUAUGCCUAUACAUAUAUAUAUAUAUAUAUGGAGUAUACAUGUAUAUAUAAAAUAUAACCAUGUCACCAUAGCCAUCAGUAUACUUAUAGAAUAAAUUAAUUAAGAAUAGACACUAUCCAAAAAUUUACAUGGACUCUUAUGAGAACCCGGCAAUUUCAUCUAAAGUGCAACCUACGUUAACAAAAAAUACAAUAAAAAAAAUAUUAUAUACAAUUAUCACAAAUAAAAAUUAAAAAUAAAAACUGUAGCUCACAGUGGCUGUAUGCAACAUAAAUCAUGAAUUAUGUUUGCAAACUUGUGGCCCAAAACUAGCCCAUACCCGACCCAAUAGAGGUUCUUUGAUGAUACGGGGGAGAGGAGAUAAAUGCCUUCCAUCUCUCUUCUAAUUACGCCACUGAGGUUUUUAUUAAUUCAAUUUUCAGAAAUACAAUACAUAGUGCCUUUUUCAUAAUAGUGCUUUUAAUGCUAGUUAAAUAUAUAUUCCGGUACUGUGUAACAACUUGUAGAGUAUAUUGUUUUUGAAAUUAAUUUUUUGAGUCUGUUCGAUUAAAAUCUUCCAAUUUUUCAAUUUAAUAGCUCGUUCCACAGUGCCAUUUACGGCUUUUAAAUUGCGAACUAUUUCAUAUCAUUCUUUGUAGUCUAUAUUGUUUUGGCCAGAAGAAGGUGGUGAACCAAUACAACAGAAAUUGAUAUUAAGUCAUUUAAAACAAAUUUGGGUUUUAAACGAAAUAGAUUCUUCUAUAUCUUGACCUAAAAUAUUUGGUACUUCACAGUUUUUUAACUUUUAAAAUUUUUCCACUGUACCAUUAUCUUCAUUUUCAUUAAUAAUCGUAUUUUCAAUUCUACUUAAUGUUUGAGCCUUUUUAUUUUUUAUGUCGUUAAAUUUACUGCGGUCGUCAAAAAAUGCUAAUGCAAUUGUUUCAGUCGUUAAAUACCAAAGAUGACAAAAGAAUGGCAAAUUUGUUUAAUAUUACUUCUGAUAAUUUUUCGUUUAUUUUUCUAUAAUCGUAAAUACUGAUUAAAAAUUAAAAAUUUCUUAUGGGUAGCAAAAUUAGCUUUUGAAGCAUUAUUGGACCACGUUUUAACACAAUGUAUACGAUCAAUAAAAAUACAAACAUCGGUCAUCGAUUGUUGACUGGUAUUCUCUUUUAUUUAAAUUAAACUCUUUACGAAAAAUGUAGGUAUAUCUUUAAACAAUACAUUUCUUUUGUCAUUCAAAAAGCAUGAUGCAUUGAUUCUGGUGUUCCGUUCAAAAAAUUAAAGUUACCUAGUUCAAGUAAUUCACGAUAAUCUGGGAGAGUAGUGGUAUUUGUAAGAUUGUAUGGCGUGCGACGUGUUAAUAAUGCACUACCAUUCUCUCUCAACCCACACUUAAACUUCGUCAACAAAUUGACGGAAAUCAAAAAUAUUAAUACCAACAUUUAUUUUAAUUAAUAUUUCGUCUAUUUAUGGAAUUUUUGAUAUAGAUUGCCAUUUAAAAAUCAAAAAUCGGAAGUGGUUUUACCCCCAAAAAUAAGGGUGCCAAAAAUUAUACAAAUAGAAAAUUGUAGAGCAGCUUGUUUCUUAAAUAUUCUAGAAAACAAAUUCCUGAAAAAGUAAAUACUUUCCGAGAUAACGAGUAUUUUACGAUACCCUUACGAUAAUUAGAUUGAUCACCCUGUAUAUCACUUUAAUUACUUUAAAAUAUUAAUUAAAAUAUUAGGUUUAAAAUUUAAUUUUAAACUCUUAAGCUAAACAAUUUUAUGAUACAAACACAUGAAAGUAAACAAAAUAAUAACACAAUUAAUAAUUUUAUUAGUUAACAAGGCCGUACCUGAGGGGUGAUCAUAGGGGUUUAAUCCCCUCUUAAAAAUUAUUUGUGUUAAUUUUGUCGUGGGAAAAUAAUUAUUUUAGUCAACAAAAUUGGAACAACACAAAUUUUUAUUUUAUAAUCCCCUCCCCCUAAAUUAUUUUCUAGUUACAAUAUUGUUAGUUAAAAAAUUAUUCAAUAGAACCUACUAAAAUAUUGAUUAUCUGGGAUUGACAUACCGGUUUCUUCCUGUAGCUUUACUCUAUUUUAUACUGUAAAACGAUAAAGUAAAGCUUUUAUUAAGCUAAUUGCUUAAUUAAUAAAAUAUAAUACUAUACUAUACACAUAUUUCUUCUGGCAGUUUUUUUUUAUUUCCCCGACUACUUUAAAAUUACUUGAUAUUGUCUGGUUUUCCAGGUAGCAUAGCAAUUCUGUUCUAGUAAUGAUAUAUUAUUUUUAUUACAUAGUUAUAUUGAUUGACGAUAAAUAUUUUUGUACUCUUCGUUAUUAUUCUUCAUAGUCAUCAAGUUUGGUACUAAAAACUAUAUACUGUUUAUUGCUAAUAAAAUAUCCAUGUUUGGUGACUGUAAUAAAGAAGUCGUAUGUGAUUCAAUAAAUACAACCUAAAAAUAAAAUCGAAACUUUUAAAUUGUUGCUUUAGUCUCAUGCCUUUUACACUAAUUUCUGGAACACUGCUACAUCAUAGUUAUCAAGUACAGAUUUGACUGCUUUUGCUCGACACUCCAAGCAAGUAAUUGAACAUGACAUUAAUGUUAAUAACUAUAGUUUAUGGUUAUUGUACACAAUGUUCUUUUUAAUUAAAGUUGGUAUAGACGGAUACCUACAAAUAUGUUUUUAAUUUUGAUACUAAUCACUACCACGAUAACUAAUACAAUUUCCAUGAUUUCCACAAACAUAUUAUUAUACAUUAUGCAUUAUGUAUACAUAAAUGUUUCCUAUUCAUCUUAAAAAUGUCAUGUCUAGGCCACGCUCAACCGACUCGCUCUGUACACACCACAAAAUUGUAGUUGAAUAGUUAAAUGACAAUUAAAAUUAAAAUAGAAAUUAAACCAUUACCUGUUUUCAGAAAAAUAAUUGUAUUUAAUAAUAGUUUAUAAUUAAAGGGAAUAAAAUCUGAUUUUGAGAACAAUGAAGUCAAAUGGAAACAAGUUUACGAUUCACCUCUACUAAAUUUAAGUAAUUUCCCGGAACCUUGGAAUACAGAUUUAAAUUAUUUUCAAAAAUGUCUUAUUUUACGAAUCAUCAGACACGAUAAAAUUUUUUCUGCCGUUCAAUAUUUUAUAGCAAGUAAGUAUGCAUUAAGAAAAAUAAAUAGGCAUAAAGUAUUUUUAUACUUUCUAUUAUGUCUAUUCUUAUUUGAAGAUGAAUCUAUUUUGGGAAGUAAAUUUAUUGAAUCUCCACCAUUUGAUUUAGCUGCAUCAUUUGAAAAUUCAAGUUGUGCUUCCCCUUUAUUAUUAAUAUUAACUCCAGGUGUUGAUCCGACUACAAUGUUAUUUGAGUUUGCUGGCAAAAUGGUAAAAAUAUUUAAUUUAUUUAAGAACUCUUAGUUUUAAGUAUUAAAUAAUCCUUAAAAAAUAAUUUCAUUUUUCCAAAAUGUAUUUUCUUUAUACUUCAAGGGCUUUAGUUCUCGUUUCACAGUAUUAUCAUUAGGUCAAGGUCAAGGUCAAAUAGCUUCUAGAGUAAUUGAAGAAGGGACACACACAGGGAAUUGGGUAUUGCUGCAAAAUUGUCAUUUAGAUAAAGGUUGGAUGUCCGAAUUAGAAAAGGUAAUUAUUUUAUUUGAUAAAAAUUGAUUUGAAGAAUUUUUUCCUUAUAGAUACCUACUUAUUCUUGUAAAAUAUAAUAACUGAUUUCAAUAAUUUAAGUUUUAUUGUUAGUAAAUAUAUUAAUAAAACGGUAAUAUCAAUAGUAACAUUGAAUUCGACAUAUUUAAAACUUUUAGAUUCUGAGUGUACCAAAGAAUGUAUUGGUUUUACAAAAAUGUUUAUUUUCUUGGAGUGAUAUUUUAGGGAGGUAAUUUUUCGAUUUUCUAAAGUUUUCUCAUCAAAUGAAAGAACCAGGAAAAAAACAUGGGAAAACCGAGAAAAACGUUUUUCUGUUUUACUGUGCCAUAAUUUUCCGAAUUCUUUUCCCCCUAUUACCCUAACAAGGAAAAAGCAAAUGCAUUUUGGGUGUACCUAGAGUCUCAAGCCAUCAUUCACUUAGACUAUUUUAAUCGCAAAAUACCCCUCGAUUUGUUGUGUAAACUUUUCUACCAGAAAUUUUGCUUCGAUAUAUUAAGUGUAGUUUUUUUUUGAAAAAAAUUUUUAUUUACUUUAGGGAAGUCAUUUUUUUUAAUUUUUCAAGCGGUUUUCAUAAUAUCCGGAAUAAAAUGUCGGAAAAACGGAAAAUGUAUGAAAUGUGGGUAUUAGUAAAAUAAUAUGGCCUUUUUUUUUUUUCUGUAUACAACUUUUCUACCAACAAUUUUGCUUUUGUGAUAGCACUUUUAGUGAUAGGAAAUCUGACUGGGAAAGUACUUAAGAAAAGUCAUUAUUCAAAACUCCCAAGAGUUUUCCAAACAAAUGUGAAAAACCGGGAAAAAACAGGAAUACCGAGAAAAACGCAUGAAAUCGGUACAAUAUUUUGGUAAAAAAUAUAUUUGAUACCUAUUUAAUUAUUUUACCAUAAUAUGCCAUAUAGAUUUUUAACAAAGCAUCACUAUCAACUGAACUCCACUCAGAAUCGGUUUUUCAUAAGCAUUGGUUUAUGUUGCUUAUAAAUAUAUGUUAUAUUCCCGUCUGUAUCCUACCUUCCUAACUUCCUAUUUAUAACAGUGGCUGCACUCGUCUCCAUUAUCCUAGAACAUCUUUUUUAAAUAUAUUUUGAUAUCAUAUAUUUUGUAUAUAUUUAGAUAUGUGAAAACCUCUCAAUAGAAAAUACAAAUUCUGAGUUUAGACUUUGGUUAACUUCUUACCCAGUAAACUAUUUUCCUGUGACUUUACUUCAAAAUAGUAUUAAAAUAACUAAUGAACCUCCGAAAGGACUUAAGGCUAAUAUAUACAAGUAUUAUAAAAUAUUUUAAAUUUUGCAGUAGGUACCUAGAUAUAUGAUUUGUGUUAUUUGAUAUGUAUUCUUUCAGAUUAUUUACUAGUGAGCCGAUUGUGAAUGCAGAAUUUUUUGAGAGUUGUAAACAAAGUGAACAUUUUAAGAAAUUGAUUUUCAGUCUAUGCUUCUUUCAUGCUUUGAUUCAAGAGCGCCACAAUUAUGGUUCAAUUGGAUGGAAUCAUGUGUAUGAGUUCAAUGAAACAGACCUUAGAAUCAGCAUUGUACAAUUACAGCAUUUUCUAAAUGAAUAUUCAAAUGUUCAGUUUGAUGCCUUGCGUUAUCUAAUUGGAGAAUGUAAUUAUGGUGGACGUAUAACAGACGAUUGGGAUCGCUGUUGUUUGAAUACAUGGUUUCAAAAAUUCUACAACAAACAGAUUAUUAAAAAAAAGAAUUUUAAAUUUGAUAAAUCUGGUACUUAAUACAUAUCAAAUAAAUAAUAUAAAAUGACCAACUUAUAUACUGUAGUGUGCUCUUAUUAUCCUAGGAAUUUAUUAUUGUCCUGAUUUAAAAGACUACGAACAAUUCAUCCAGUAUAUUCAAGGAUUACCAUUGAUUACAAAACAUCAUAUAUUUGGUCUACACAAAAACGCUGAUCUUAUUAAAGAGCGACAUGAAAGUGAAUUACUUCUGAAUUCUGCUCUUAGCAUACAAGUAAAUUUAAGUAUAUUGGUAACUUAUACAUGUGUAAUUAAUUAUGUUUAUUUUACUAAAUUUAAAUGACUUAAUAGGAUCGAGUCGUAAGUAAAAAUAAUAUCUGUUAUUAGAAUUUUAGUAUGUUCAGUAAUCUUGUUGAUUAACUACUAAAGUAGUAUAUACCUAAAAGAUUAAUAAUUUAAAAAGUAAAUAAAUACUGUUAAAAGUUUGUUACCAAUGAAUUAUGAUGAUGGCACCUUCCUAAUUGAUAUAAUGAUUUUAAUAUUAUGCUGCUAUAUCUCAGGAUUUAUUUAAUGAACAUGAAUUUAAUUAUGUAAGUAAAAUAUGUACAUGUUAUACUUAAGUACUAAGUACAAAAAAUGUAUUAUCAAUUAGUUAAAAAUUUUAAAGCAUGUGUGUAAAUGUAACUUUACUAUUAUGAGGAUAAUAAUUAUUUUAUAUUUAUCAAAUUUGACCUUUAAGGAUUCAACUAGUGAGAGCCCAGAAACAAUAUUAUCUCAAAAUAUGAUUCUAGCAUUUACUACAGAUGUACUCAAUCAAUUACCAAAACAUUUUGACACUGCACUUGCGCUCAAAAAAUAUCCUAUGACUUAUAACCAAUCAAUGAAUACAAUUCUGGUGCAGGAAAUGGAUCGCUUUAAUAAACUACUGACAAUCAUUAAACUUACUCUAAUUAAUUUACAGAGAGCUGUUAAAGGUAAAUACUUAUAUUACUUUUAUAAAUAUAUGCAUAGUUAUACCAAUACCAGAGCAGCUCAAAAUCAGACUUGAUUUAAAAGAAGGAAAUCAUAAUUCUUAAAACUGUAAUGCACUAUAAAUUACAUCUACAGAUUAUGUAGUAUGCCAACUAAAUAGUACACAUAAUUACUUAGUGGGUUACAAUUACAUAUGGGUCAUUAGGUUGAUAUGGAAAAGUUUUUUGGAAAAAAACAGACCUGGGAUAUGUAUAUGAUGUAACGUAUUUGAUGAGCAUGGUGGGUGGUUGCCAAGUUCACCCAUAGUGGUGCAGAACUUAUGAUGUAGUGAUGCAAAUUAUAUUUAUCUGUGUAAAAUGUUGUUUACCAAUUAAAAAGGAAAUGGAAUUGAAUUCACAUUUGAUGAGUUAUCCUUAUUAUCGUUAAGUCAUGUUUAUUAAUAAAAAUGGUCGUAUUCCUUCCCCCAAGGUCACUAUCAGACAGAUUAGUAGACAAGUCUUAUUAUUAAAUCUGGUUUAUAAAAUUGGAAAAUCAGUACUCUUAUGUCGGCAGUACACAUUCUGCAAGACACUGAGAGAGCAGCUGAGCGCGAGAGUGAACUAGAUGCGCUUGUAUCAUCUCACUGGCACUCGAUCCGGAGGCCGUUUUUGGUGCCAGAGUCAAAGGAUACAAGGCCAGUCGAGAUGAGAACAUAAAAAUGCCAGUGCUUGUAAAACGAAGUAAACUGAAAGUGUACUGCGUGCACUUGCACUUCUUCGUCUCGCCUAAGUCUUGUCCAAAUGUACUGCUGGUAUAAGAAGUCAAAAAUAUUCAUAUAUAUAAAAAUACAAAACAAAAAGUGUAUGAUUUACAAAAAUUAUCUUAGUUUAGGUAUGUCAUUUAUUUAACACUAUUACAGAAUGCUAUUAAUCAUUAAUCAUUACUAAAUAAAACACACUUUAAAUUUUUAAAUUAGUAAUUAUUAUUGUAUACAUAAGUACUUACAAUUCAUAAAAUAAAAACAAUAGUGUUAUAUCAUAGAUAACUAUAGUUACUAAAUAAAAUAUAUGGUAUAAAAAAUAUAAAUUUUUAAUUUCCUAAAAAAAUUUAAAUUGUUAUGAACAACGUUAUAACUUAUAAUUACAAGAAAAUAAUAGUUAACAAAAAUAAAAUAUUUAUGUAAUAAAAAACCUAAAACUCUUAGUUAUAAUAAUAUCACUUUAUCAUUUUAUAUCUAGGAUUAAUUUUAAUGACUAAUGAACUAGAAGAAGUAUAUAGCAGUAUUCUAAUUGGUAAAAUUCCAAUGAUUUGGGCUAAUAGUUCAUAUCCAUCACUUAAACCACUGGGAAGUUACAUAAAAGACCUUAUUCAGCGACUAGCAUUUUUUCAGGCAAGUAUGAUAUAUAAUUAGAUAAAUUAUAAUAAAUGACACCAUUAUUAAACAUUUUUACAUUUUAUUUAGAAAUGGUAUAUUCAAGGUACUCCUACUUUAUUUUGGAUUUCUGGUUUUUAUUUUACCCAAGCAUUUUUAACUGGACUUCAACAAAAUUUUGCAAGAAAGUUUAAAAUACCUAUACACUUGCUGACUUUUGAUUAUAAGGUGAACUUUUAAAGAGACAUGUUUGAUAUGAAACAAAAUCAAAUAUAAGUAUUAAUAUAAAUAAUUUAUUGAAUUUAGAUAAAAUUAUUUGAAAUUGUUUAGAAUGUUUCAAGAGAACAUUCAAAAUAUUAAGAGAUUAUUAGGGAAUAUAUAAGAUGUGAUAUAAAUGAGGUGGCGAUAAAAAGGGAGAUGUGGAGAAUAAACUUCUAUGCGAUAAAAGCAAUGGAGAAGAAGAUCUUUUAAAUCAAAUUUGUUUUCAUAUAUUAUUAUGCUUAAAAUGUAUGGUUUUGUUUCAUAAAUUUGUAUUUAUAUGGAUAACAGUUAUAUGCAUUUGUUUAAUAUUUAAUAAAAUAAUUUAACUAGAUAAUGGAUAAAAAAGUCAAAAUAAAUUCAGCUCCAGAAAAUGGAGUUUAUGUCUAUGGAUUAUUUUUGGAUGGUGCUAGGUGGAGUAAUAAAAAAUCAAGUCUCCAAGAGUCUAAACCAAAGCAUCUGUACGACAAAAUGCCCACCAUCCAUAUAAUACCAAUAGAAAAAGAAAAUUUUAAAUUAGACAAAGUUUAUUUGUGUCCGAUGUACAAAACUACUCAAAGAAAAGGUACAUUAUCUACUACGGGGCAUUCCACAAAUUUUGUUGUCACUGUAUGGAUACCUACAAUGAAAAAACCAGAACAUUGGAUAAUGAGAGGAGUUGCUCUGUUAUGUCAGUUAUCUCAGUAA
Messenger RNA from Cinara cedri, 31302 nucleotides. The record is from the annotation of a GenBank genome assembly. Lineage: Eukaryota; Metazoa; Arthropoda; Insecta; Hemiptera; Aphididae.